GCGAGCCGCAGCGGCAAACAACGUAUCCGCCCGGGCUCUCGGGAAACGAGCGCUUGGCCUUUUCCUUCGCGCCAACCCCGCGUGCCCACAAAUACCGCCCGCCUCCGUCGCCUCUCCCUCCCUAGUCCAUCCCCCCUUCUCUCCGUCCCCGGCGCCGUCUCCUACCACCUCCUCGAUCUUCCUCCCGUCUGAUUCACCCGCCCUUUCCCGGUUCGUGGCGAUUUCGGAUACCGCGUCUCUUUCCAAGGCUGUACCUUUUGGGUUCAUCCACGGGAGAACAAACGUGAAUCACCUGCCCGCCUUUUCCCUUGUUCCCUGCUCGAUCUUGGCGGCACACACGGCGGCCGAUCAUUUGGGCGCGUGUCCGUGCGCUGUGCGGGAGGGCGAUCCCAUCGGGUGGUGUACGGUUCUUGGAUGGUCGCUGCUGGCGCGGCGCGAUGGAGUUCUGGCCGGAGUUCCUGGCAAGCAGCUGCGGGAAGGAGUUCGUGGCCGGCGGGGUCGGCGGCAUGGCUGGCGUGCUGGCGGGGCACCCCCUCGACACUCUCCGCAUCCGCCUGCAGCAGCCGCCGCCGCCGCCCGCCAGCCCCGGGAUCGUCGCCGCGCGCCGCGCGCCCUCCACUGCCCAGCUGCUACGCGGCAUCCUCCGCACCGAGGGCGCCUCCGCGCUCUACCGAGGCAUGGGCGCGCCCCUCGCCUCCGUCGCGUUCCAGAAUGCGAUGGUCUUCCAAGUCUACGCGAUCCUAUCGCGGUCGCUCGAUCCAGAGAGCUCCAUCUCCGAGCCUCCCUCCUACACGAGCGUGGCCUUCGCCGGCGUUGGCACCGGAGCACUGCAAACGCUCGUCCUAUCCCCCGUAGAGCUCGUCAAGAUCAAGCUGCAGCUGGAAGCGGCGGGGCACAAGCACCGCCGCCCGGGCGACCACCACGGCCCGGUCGACAUGGCUCGGGACAUCCUCAGGAAGGAAGGCCUCCGCGGCAUCUACCGCGGGCUCACGGUGACCGCGCUCCGCGACGCGCCGGCGCACGGCGUGUACUUCUGGACGUACGAGUACGCCCGGGAGCGGCUGCACCCGGGGUGCCGGCGCGAUGGCGACGAGAGCCUCGCCACGAUGCUCGUUUCCGGCGGCCUCGCCGGCGUCGCCAGCUGGGUCUGCUGCUACCCGCUGGACGUGGUGAAGUCCCGGCUGCAGGCGCAGACGUUCCCGCCGAGGUACCGCGGCGUCGUGGACUGCUUCCGGAGGAGCAUCCGGGAGGAGGGGCUCCCCGUGCUGUGGCGAGGCCUGGGCACGGCCGUCGCGCGAGCCUUCGUCGUCAACGGCGCCAUCUUCUCGGCGUACGAGCUGGCUCUGCGGUUCUUGGCCAGCGGCAACGGCCAGAGGCUGGUCAUGGAGGAGAACUGAAAUGAACUGAACUGUGCCAGAUUCAUUCUACACAGUCCAUGCAUCAAUUGCGUCCAUUUGUAAGAUUGGAGCUGCUUGCAAUGGCAAGCCUGCAACGCUGUACAUAGGCUAGUAUUCAUUGGGAGUGGUUGGGGGUCUCACUCUCUAUAGUAUUAUUUGUUGGAAUAUAAGGUAGUUUUACGUUUAAUUUAAUCUAUAAAUAAUUUAUAAACGUAAAUUAAUAAAUUAAUAUAUUCAUAUUA
Phragmites australis (common reed) is the source of this 1639-nucleotide messenger RNA. Its product is annotated as mitochondrial arginine transporter BAC2-like. Bases 438 to 1397 code for a protein of 319 amino acids. Gene Ontology annotation, molecular function: transmembrane transporter activity. The transcript has 2 exons. Lineage: Eukaryota; Viridiplantae; Streptophyta; Magnoliopsida; Poales; Poaceae. The record is from RefSeq and is a predicted model, not a curated record. Gene Ontology annotation, biological process: transmembrane transport.